AUGGCGGACGUUGUGCCUGGGGAGAGUCUGAUGCCGGGGUACUUACCGGGGAUGCCCGUGGAUUUGGCGACGGAAUUUGGGAUGAUUUGGGACUUAAUAAAGGCGCCAUUGAUAGUGCCAUUGCUGCAAUUAGCAGUUUAUAUCUGCUUAGCAAUGACUGUUAUGCUUUUCGUUGAAAGACUUUAUAUGGGUGUUGUUAUAAUCCUUGUAAAACUCUUCUGGAAGAAGCCUGAACAACGAUACAAAUGGGAACCGAUUCGUGAAGAUGUGGAAAAUGGGAGUCAAGCUUAUCCCAUGGUUCUUAUUCAAAUCCCAAUGUUCAAUGAAAGAGAGGUAUACAAGAUCUCGAUUGGUGCAGCAUGUAGUCUUUCAUGGCCAGCCGAUCGACUCGUGAUUCAAGUUCUCGAUGAUUCCACUGACCGCACCAUUAAGGAUAUGAUUGAGAAAGAAUGCAAACGUUGGGCAAGCAAAGGAGUUAAUAUAUGGUACCAAAUUAGGGGAAGUCGGGGAGGUUACAAAGCUGGUGCACUUAAAGAAGGAUUGACUCAUGAUUAUGUUAAAGACUGUAAAUACGUCGCCAUCUUUGACGCCGAUUUCCGGCCCGAACCGGAUUUCCUCCAGCGAGCCAUUCCUUUUCUUGAGUUCAACCCGCAACUCGCCCUUGUUCAAAGCCGGUGGCGGUUUGUGAAUGCCGAUGAAUGUUUAUUGACAAGAAUGCAAGAAAUGUCACUGGAUUACCAUUUUACAGUGGAGCAAGAAGUGGGAUCAGCCACUCAUGCAUUUUUUGGCUUCAACGGAACGGGCGGUGUGUGGAGGAUCGCUGCCAUCAACGAGGCCGGUGGAUGGAAGGAUCGGACAACCGUCGAAGACAUGGAUCUGGCGGUCCGAGCCAGUCUCAAGGGAUGGAAAUUCCUCUAUCUCGGUGACCUUCAGGUGAAAAGCGAACUUCCUAGCACAUUCAAAGCGUUCCGCUUCCAACAACAUAGGUGGUCUUGUGGUCCAGCCAAUUUGUUCAGGAAAAUGGUGCCCGAGAUCAUUAAAACUAAGCAAGUGACAUUAUGGAAGAAGGUGUACGUGAUCUAUAGCUUUUUCUUCGUACGAAAGAUCAUCGCGCACAUGGUGACGUUUUUCUUCUUUUGCGUGGUUCUCCCGACCAGCAUCUUGGUCCCGGAAGUCCAUAUCCCGACCUGGGGAUCCAUCUACAUUCCUUGCAUCAUCACCACAUUGAAUGCAGUCGGUACACCAAGAUCGAUCCAUUUAUUGUUCUACUGGAUUCUUUUCGAGAACGUGAUGUCGUUGCACCGAACCAAGGCAACAUUCAUCGGUCUACUUGACGCCAAGAGAUCUAACGAAUGGGUUGUGACCGAGAAACUCGGAGAUACUCUCAAAAACAAAAAAUCAACUCCCAAAGCCGCACCAUCACUCCGAAAGACCAAAACUUAUAACUAUCGAGACAGGAUUCACGUUACGGAAUUGGGGUUCGCGGCGUUCUUGUUCUUCAUCGGAUGCUACGAUUUUAUGUACGGAAAUCACCAGUAUUUCGUAUACAUAUUCCUUCAAACGAUCACAUUCUUGAUCGUGGGAUUUGGUUAUGUUGGCAUCACCGUCGUCCCAAGAUGA
This is a messenger RNA of Cynara cardunculus var. scolymus (artichoke), 1620 nucleotides long. Its product is annotated as glucomannan 4-beta-mannosyltransferase 2-like. The record is from RefSeq and is a predicted model, not a curated record. The transcript is spliced from 9 exons. NCBI's taxonomy places the organism in Eukaryota, Viridiplantae, Streptophyta, Magnoliopsida, Asterales, Asteraceae. The coding region runs from base 1 to 1620 and encodes 539 amino acids. Gene Ontology annotation, molecular function: mannan synthase activity. Gene Ontology annotation, cellular component: Golgi apparatus.